This is a messenger RNA of Pungitius pungitius (ninespine stickleback), 1666 nucleotides long. RefSeq lists its product as uncharacterized. The coding region runs from base 92 to 1024 and encodes 310 amino acids. NCBI's taxonomy places the organism in Eukaryota, Metazoa, Chordata, Actinopteri, Perciformes, Gasterosteidae. The transcript has 3 exons. The record is from RefSeq and is a predicted model, not a curated record.
CCGUGAGGACGUUUCCCAAGUAGGGGGCAGCGAACCGGCUUUGCGCCUCUUGGUGAAUCCGACGGAUCUGCGCAGACGUAUUAGCGCCAGGAUGGCAGCCUUCCUCGAGCCCACGCUGCCGGAGGAGGAGAGGGAGUUUCACAGGGCGAUGGCUUCCAUCGGAGGUAAAGAGCGGAUCUAUUUGGUCAGUGACGCCUGUACGACUAAAGAGGAGGACGGGGACGCGGCAGUGUUGCAGGAGUUUAUCCGGGAAAUGUUUCCCGACAGCAGCGGACGGACCCAAACCGACCAGAUCGUCAAGGGGGAAACGUCCAUUUGCGUCACGCAAACGGAGACCGCAAAACGCCAUGAAACCCCUCUGCCCAAGGAUUCCGGUGUGAGAGCCCUCCCGGCGGAAGAGGACGGGGACAAGGAGAAGCGGUCAAAGCGCGAUGGCACCGCGCAGAGAACAGCAACAAGGGCGAACAUUUACAGCCGAAAGCGAACCAUAGACUCUCCCGUUAUCAUAUUCAUCUUCAGACAGACAUUUAUCGACCGACCAGCCAACGAGGUGUGCUUAAAAGAGACUCUGAAGGACGUGAAGGCUCGGACGAAACGCGCCCGAAUCGCCCGACCAGCUCUGAUUGGAUUAAUACGCACAAGGUUGGAGAGCGCCGAGACGCGUCAGUGUGCGCAACUCCUAGAGCGCCACAUCCGCUCAGUGUUCCACAAACAUUCACCAGAGACUAUAUGGGUUGGCAGUUUCAUCCCGCAGACAGAGGGCAACACGCUCAGCAUCAAGAAAAACGCCUGCAAAGUUAUACUCUCAUCUCAAACAGCAGAUAAUACCCGGAAUCGAGGGAACCAGCUUUUCUGGCCAUUCCAAUGUUUGCUCCGGGCCCAGAGAGGAGGCCGGGACACCAACUCCUCAAUCAGCAGGCAACGAGGUGACACUGGAAGUAAAGAAGAAGGCAUCCCUCUGAAAAUCAGUUUGUUGUCAGCUGGUCCUCAUGCGAAUGGAGACUCUGUUGAAGGAGACAGCUGAUUUCAGAACACAUGGCCUGCAGACAAUUCUGUUUUAACUGUGAAGAAAGGGUUCGUCUUGUGGUGCAAAAAGCCUGACUACAUGUGACAGUGUUUCUGUGUAUUGUUCAAUAUUCCCACUAAGCAAUCAGGAUUCUUAUUCUGAAGAUGUAUUUUGCUAGUCACGUUGUUUUGAAUGUACAAGGGUAAAACAUACCGACUGAACUAUUUUUAUAUGAACGCUAUACCACAUUAUUUAACACAAACAUUCAGGCCUAGAGAGAGAAAUUUGUCUGAUAUUUUAGUUGAUGUUCAUGUUAAACCUCAGUAUGGCUAGUGUAAAGCAAAAGUAGUCCUACAGGGCUGAAUGGUGAAUUGCUCAUUGUGUGUCAUUUGGAAUAUACAUCACCAAAGCAUAACAUCAACAUAAUCAUAAUAAGGGUCUUAAGUGAGGUCCUGCUUUAUUAAUAGGGGCCAAACAGCUCAUGGAUUUCAGUCCAGCGAGUACUGUGAAUCUUUUUCAUGCUAAUGUAUUAGAAUUAAGUGCCUUAGAUGAGUUCUACUGACAAAUGCAUUAUCUGCCAAUAGAAGUGGAUGAAGCCACGUUUCACUUUGGAUGUGUUCAUGUAGGUUAUUAAUUUGUAAAUAAACACUUAUAAGCUUU